This is a messenger RNA of Dromaius novaehollandiae (emu), 1454 nucleotides long. Its product is annotated as stAR-related lipid transfer protein 4-like. Gene Ontology annotation, biological process: cholesterol transport involved in cholesterol storage; intracellular cholesterol transport; cholesterol import. The record is from RefSeq and is a predicted model, not a curated record. Gene Ontology annotation, molecular function: cholesterol transfer activity; cholesterol binding. Gene Ontology annotation, cellular component: endoplasmic reticulum; cytosol. The transcript has 6 exons. The coding region runs from base 480 to 1103 and encodes 207 amino acids. NCBI's taxonomy places the organism in Eukaryota, Metazoa, Chordata, Aves, Casuariiformes, Dromaiidae.
CACACCCUGCUGGCCCACCCCAUCCGAACUUCGCACUCUGCCGAGGCUGUAGAGCUGCAAACCACCGGCAGCGGCUGCUCCGCCAUUGGCUGCGCCGCGAAGCCGGCUGCGCCCUUAUUGGCUGUCGGCAUCGGCCGUUAGCGGCCGGGCAGGGCGGCAGCCCCGCUGCCGGGGGGAGGAGGGGGAGGGUCGCGGCCGCAGGUGAGUGCGGGGGCCGGGGCCAGAGCGGCAGCACGGGGCUCGGCGUGCGCUUCCAACGGCCGCGGAACGCCAGGCGCGAGCGCCGCGGGGGCGGCCGUUGGGGGCGGCCGUUGGGACGUUGGCCCGCUGCCUGCGCCGCGCCGGGUGGCUGCCGACAGGCAGGUCCUGCCGGUUGCCUCGCCCCGCCUGCGUCUCUCGCCCAGAGCAAAGCGUCGGGCUGGGGGAGUUCGCUUUGAGACUGAUAAUUUCCACCUUCUCUGCUCAAAGAGGGGGAGAAAAUGGAUCUCCUGCCAGAUUCAGCACCCCUGGCUACAAAACUGCAGAACACUCUGGUUCAGUACCACAGCAUCGGAGACAGCGAAUGGCGGAUUGCUAAGAAAACUAAAGAUGCUACUGUGUGGCGUAAACCAUCAGAAGAAUUCAGUGGAUACCUCUACAAAGCUCAAGGAGUGGUGGAAGAUGUUACUAACAGAAUAGUGGAUCAUAUUCGCCCUGGACCUUAUAGGCUAGACUGGGACAGCUUAAUGACUGCAAUGGACAUUGUAGAAACAUUUGAAGAGAACUGCUGUGUGAUGCGCUACACCACUGCGGGCCAGCUCUGGAACAUCAUAGCACCAAGAGAGUUUGUUGAUUUCUCUUACACUACAAACUAUGAAGAUGGGCUUCUAACAUGUGGUGUAAGCCUAGACUAUGGAGAAGUGAGACCUAAUUUUGUCCGUGGAUUCAAUCACCCUUGUGGUUGGUUCUGUGUCCCACUUAAGGACUACCCUCGCCACAGUCUUUUAACAGGUUAUAUUCAGACUGAACUGCGAGGGAUGCUACCACAAUCUGCAGUAGACACUGCCAUGGCUAGUACCCUGACUAAUUUCUACGCUGACCUCAAAAAGGCACUGAAAACGUAGUCAAACCGAUUUAGAAGUCCAUGCGUUUCAUGCAAUCAAAUUACAUUGUAUAGUUUAGCAUAGGUUAGCUACUCAGUUCAGAGGCAAGUAACAUUGUUCCUGAAUGAUACCUGAAGCUUUAUGUAGAGAGAUCCAAACAACUUUACCAAGUACUUUUUGAUGGGAAACCUAGCCGGACUGCACGCAUUCCUAAUUCACAGCACAAGAUUUUGUUUCCUGCUCAGCACUCUCUAGCUGUGCAAGGUAUGGUCUGAACAUAUAAACCCUCUGCUUCCUGGGAGGAUAACACAAGAUGCAAGCCUGGGCUUGAUAAAUGCAGCAUGAAGUCAGCUCUCACCAACAGUACUGAGA